Messenger RNA from Talpa occidentalis (Iberian mole), 1371 nucleotides. RefSeq names its product NIPA like domain containing 1 (gene NIPAL1). Gene Ontology annotation, cellular component: membrane. Lineage: Eukaryota; Metazoa; Chordata; Mammalia; Eulipotyphla; Talpidae. The transcript is spliced from 6 exons. The record is from RefSeq and is a predicted model, not a curated record. The coding region runs from base 1 to 1239 and encodes 412 amino acids. Gene Ontology annotation, biological process: magnesium ion transport. Gene Ontology annotation, molecular function: magnesium ion transmembrane transporter activity.
AUGGGGACACAGGUGAGGCUGCCGCCCGGAGAGCCCUGCCGAGAAGGCUAUGUGCUAUCUUUGGUCUGUUCAAACUCCUCCCAGGCUUGGUGUGAAAUCACAAAUGUGUCAGAACAGCUGGCUUCUUCUGUCCUGUACAGUGACCUGAAUGCCAGCAUAACCAAUCUGAACAUUUCUGCAAAGGCUGAAAACAAAUACAGUCUUUAUGUGGGCCUGGUGCUGGCAGUAAGUUCCAGCAUUUUUAUUGGCUCCAGCUUCAUAUUGAAGAAGAAGGGUCUCUUACAACUGGCCAACAAGGGCUUUACUAGAGCUGGGCAAGGUGGACAUUCUUACCUCAAGGAAUGGCUCUGGUGGGCGGGGUUACUCUCAAUGGGAGCAGGAGAAGCUGCCAAUUUUGCAGCUUAUAGUUUUGCACCUGCCACCUUGGUCACCCCACUGGGUGCUCUGAGUGUGCUUAUAAGUGCGGUAUUGUCUUCCUAUUUUUUAAAUGAACACUUGAACAUUCAUGGGAAAAUAGGCUGCAUAUUGAGUAUACUGGGCUCAACUGUGAUGGUUAUCCAUGCCCCGAAAGAAGAAGAAGUUGCUUCCUUGCAUGAAAUGGAAAUGAAAUUGAGAGACCCAGGAUUUAUUUCCUUUGCUGUGAUCAUACUUGUGAUCUGCUUGGUGCUGAUUUUUAUUGUGGCUCCCAGGAAAGGACAGACCAAUAUAUUGGUCUACAUUUCAAUCUGUUCAUUGAUUGGAGCAUUUUCAGUUUCCUCUGUCAAAGGCCUGGGAAUUGCUAUUAAGGAACUAUUGGAAUGGAAGCCAGUUUACAAGCAUCCCCUCGUCUUUGUUUUACUGGCUGUACUUGUGCUUUCAGUGACAACACAGAUUAACUAUCUCAACAAAGCACUGGACACUUUUAAUACAUCUCUUGUGACUCCCAUUUAUUAUGUGUUCUUCACAUCCAUGGUAGUGACUUGCUCCGCCAUCUUAUUUCAAGAAUGGUAUGGAAUGAAAGCUGGAGAUAUCAUCGGAACCCUGAGUGGAUUCUUCACCAUUAUCAAUGGUAUCUUUCUUCUACAUGCUUUUAAAAACACUAACAUUACCUGGAGUGAGCUGACAUCCACUAAGAAAGAAGUGUUCUCUGUGAAUGGCAGUGAUGACAAGUAUGUCUUACUUGAGAACAUAGAAAAUUUCACCUCGGGAUAUGACGAUGAUGUCACCUUAUUUAGCAGGACUGACGAGCAAAGCCUCUAGAAACGCUGAACCUUAACCAAUGUGAGACAUUUGGAGAUGAGAAGGAAUAUCUGGUUCUUGGAAGAACUGUUAGAAUUAUUAAAACUUUUCAAAGUUUUAAUGAUUUCCAUUUGCGGCCAAAUAAAAAUGCCU